Messenger RNA from Theileria orientalis strain Shintoku, 639 nucleotides. Its product is annotated as 60S ribosomal protein L6. NCBI's taxonomy places the organism in Eukaryota, Apicomplexa, Aconoidasida, Piroplasmida, Theileriidae. Gene Ontology annotation, molecular function: RNA binding; structural constituent of ribosome. Gene Ontology annotation, cellular component: ribosome; cytosolic large ribosomal subunit. The record is from RefSeq and is a predicted model, not a curated record. The coding region runs from base 1 to 639 and encodes 212 amino acids. Gene Ontology annotation, biological process: ribosomal large subunit assembly; cytoplasmic translation. The transcript has a single exon.
AUGACUGCGGUAUCGAAAGUUUUGAAGCCCAAGGUCAAGCUGACCAGAAGGAAGAAGGUCGAAACGAGGCACGGAAGACUAAAGGUCGUCGGCCGCAAGUACGCGAGCGCGCCGAAGGUGCGCGAGAGCCUGAAGCCGGGGGUGGUGCUCAUUCUCCUGACGGGAGGCUACAAGGGCAAGCGCGUCGUGCUCCUCAAGGUCCUGAAAAGCGGGCUCCUGCUGGUCACGGGCCCGUUCUCGUUCAACGGAGUCCCGCUGAGGAGAGUUAACGCCAGGUACGUCAUUGCAACCUCCACGAACGUGUUUGAGUUCCCCGAGGUUGACGGAGAGAAGCUCAGGCCGGCCCUGGAGGCCGCGGUCGCGGACCUCGGCGACGAGCACUUCGGAAAGAGCAGCGCCACGAAGCUCGCAGAGUUCAAGGACCGCAAGAAGAAGAACAAGUCGAAGGACUCCAUGUUCGUCGACGAGCCCGAGGUCGCCGCGAAGUCCGAGGAGCUGAAGGCGAAGCUCUCCGCUCUCCAGGACAGGGUCGACAGGGUGCUCGUGCCUCACCUCAAGAAGUCCGAAUUGCUGACGAAGUACCUGAAGAGCAGGUUCACCCUAAGAAACAACAUGUUUCCUCACCUGCUCAAGUUUUAA